This is a messenger RNA of Xyrauchen texanus (razorback sucker), 1760 nucleotides long. Its product is annotated as E3 ubiquitin-protein ligase RNF31-like. The transcript has 13 exons. Bases 82 to 1308 code for a protein of 408 amino acids. Lineage: Eukaryota; Metazoa; Chordata; Actinopteri; Cypriniformes; Catostomidae. The record is from RefSeq and is a predicted model, not a curated record. Gene Ontology annotation, cellular component: LUBAC complex. Gene Ontology annotation, biological process: protein linear polyubiquitination. Gene Ontology annotation, molecular function: zinc ion binding; K63-linked polyubiquitin modification-dependent protein binding; linear polyubiquitin binding.
UCAGGUUCAGCCAGUAGUUCCUCUGACAUAAACGACAUUGAUGACCUGUUCAAAAGCCUUCAAUUACAAGGAGUAGUCAAUAUGUGCCAGCUGGACAACAGAGACAAAGAUGUCCUCAAUGCUGGGGGACCGUGGGAGGAUGGUGAUGGUGGCCCAGUGGUUCACUCAGCCUUGGUGGAUAACUGUCACAAGGUGGUUGUGAACAGGCUUCCUGUGGGGGUCUGUCCCAGCAAGAUGAAAAACAAGCUUACCAUCUACUUUCAGAGGAACCACCAUGCUGGGGGAGAGGUUAUGGAUGUCAAUUAUCCUGCAGCCCAGCCAGACCAGGCAUGGGCCCUCUUCAGAGAAUACAGAGACUCUUAUGACUUUCUUUCCUCCAUGGAACACAAAAAGAAAGAUGCAGCACAGGUUCUGAAACAGCCUGCCAGGGAUAGCACUGCACAAGGAACGUACUGUCAGAAACCAGGUGGUAUCCAAGCUGAAAAGGUGGAAAUGUUUCGGAGCAUCUUGAGUCUGGAGCAGUGCCGUUUCAGCCCCACUGAUGUGCUGGAAGCAGUGCAGUCUUGCCGGGACCUUGAAUCUGCUCUGAAAUAUCUCUCCCAUGACUGCCCAAUAUGCCAGGAGCAAGUGUCCUUCAACAGGAUGAUCACCAUGACACACUGCUCUUGCACAUUCUGUGUGAGCUGUUUUAAGAAAUACUUCUCCUCUGUCAUCAAGGAGAAGUGUAUAGUGCAUGCAGUGUGUCCUAUCUGUAAUCUCCCUGAUUUACGAGGGGGCCAUAGGGAAGAGUCAAUGGAAUACUUCAGUCUGCUCGACACACAGAUCCGGUAUUAUUUGGACUCUCAGAUCCAUGAGCUUUUUCAAAGGAAGCUCAGAGACCAGGCACUUCAGGAAAUGCCCAACUUUCGCUGGUGUGCACAUUGUUGCUUUGGGCUCCUUCAUGAAGCAGACAAGCUGAGGAUGGACUGCCCCAGCUGUGGAAAAAGCACAUGCUUUCAGUGCAAAAGGCCUUGGGCUCCACAGCAUGAAGGGAUCUCCUGUGAGAGGUUCAAAGAGUGGGAGCAACUCAACAGCCCAGAGUACCAAAAUUCAAGACUGGAGCAGCUCCUCAGCAGGAACAAAAUAGACUGUCCAAAAUGCAAAUUUCGCUUCUUCAUGGCUAGAGGAGGCUGUUUGCAUUUUAAAUGCACGAAUUCUGCGGAGGAUGCAGUCAGCCAUUCAAACAGGGCUCUGCCUGUAAUUUUUCUAAUGAAUGUGGAGCUAAGGGCUUACAUGCUCAUCACCCCAGAGACUGCCUAUAUCAUUUGAGAGAUUGGAGUGUCCCAAGACUACGAAACCUGCUGCAGUACUAUGGAGUAUCACAUCUGCUAAUUUUCUGCCCCAAAAGUACAGUACGGAGACACUCAAAAGGCAUUUGUGGUGUAAUGGAGUUCCAAGAAACAGGAGCUGUGAAAGAGGAGCCAUGUAGAUGCCUAGCUGUGGCAGCGGGGGCGUGGUCAAGCGCCCGUCCGGGAGAGAAAAGCGGUAAGGGCGCUCACACCUGAGCUAAAUGAUGACUAACACCUGUCUCUAAUUUCAGUAACAUGAGGAGAGCGGCAUAAAAAGGGCAGGAGUGACAGAGCACGAGAGAGAGAACCCGACCCAGAAAGCGAACAUUGCACGUUAUCAAACAAAGAAAAAUAAACUCACCCCUUAAGUUGACGUUUGUGUCUGUCCCGUCCUUGAACUGUGUUACAGUGGUGCCAAAACCCGGGACUAUU